Chelonoidis abingdonii (Abingdon island giant tortoise) is the source of this 933-nucleotide messenger RNA. RefSeq names its product olfactory receptor 51G2-like. Gene Ontology annotation, molecular function: olfactory receptor activity; G protein-coupled receptor activity. Lineage: Eukaryota; Metazoa; Chordata; Testudines; Testudinidae. Gene Ontology annotation, biological process: G protein-coupled receptor signaling pathway. Gene Ontology annotation, cellular component: plasma membrane. The record is from RefSeq and is a predicted model, not a curated record.
AUGUCAGCUGUCAAUGACACUAAACUCAAAUUUGCAGCGUUCCUUCUCACCGGAAUACCUAGGCAGGAAGAUGUCUAUCUCUGGAUCUCUGUCCCCUUCUGCUCAAUCUAUGUUAUUUCCAUAGUAGGAAAUUCAGUCAUUCUGUUUAUUAUAAAAACAGAUCCAAGCCUCCAUGAGCUCAUGUACGUUUUCCUUUCCAUGUUGGCUGUCACUGACCUUGGCUUAUCGAUAUCCACCAUGCCAACGAUACUGGGUAUGUUCUUAUUUAAUUCUAGAGAGAUCAGCCUCGGUGCCUGUUAUGUCCAGCUGUUCUUCAUCCACUUGUUUUCAUUCACCGAAUCCUCUGUGCUGUUGUUGAUGGCCUUUGACUGCUUCAUCACAAUCUGUAACCCAAUGAGAUAUGCUUCCAUCUUAACCCCACCAAGAAUAGCUAUGAUGGGUCUGGUGUUAGUGUUAAGAGGAGUGGCCAUAAUAUUCCCACUCCCUUUUCUCCUGAAACACUACCAAUACUGUCAAGCCAGUGUCCUAUCCCACUCCUACUGCAUAAACCAGCGCAUGAAGAUGUCCUGUCCAGAUAUCGGAGUCAACUACAUCUGUGACUUUUUUGUUACAAUCUCCACAGUGGGGAUGGACUCGCUGCUCAUCCUCCUCUCUUAUGUGAUGAUCCUCAAAACAGUGCUGAGCAUUGAAUCUCAGACAGAGUGCCUCAGGGCCCUGAGCACCUGUAUCUCCCACAUCUGUGCUUUCCUGCUCUUCUACACGCCAAUGGUCGGCUUGUCUGUCAUACACAGAUUUGGGAAGAGCUCUUCUCCCUUGCUUCCUAUUCUCAUUGGCUACAUCUACCUGGUGAUCUCACCGGUGAUGAACCCAAUAGUGUACAGUGUGAAAAGCAAACACCUUUGUGAGAGGAUACUCAGGGUGUUUGUCAAGUGA